Molecule: messenger RNA, 2021 nt
Organism: Pocillopora damicornis (cauliflower coral)
Lineage: Eukaryota; Metazoa; Cnidaria; Anthozoa; Scleractinia; Pocilloporidae
Cellular component (GO): endoplasmic reticulum lumen
Molecular function (GO): protein O-acetylglucosaminyltransferase activity
Source: RefSeq, a predicted model, not a curated record
AUUGUUUGACAUGUCAACAACAUAAAAGGUUGUCUGGAAGUGGGUGGAAUAGGAAAGAGUCUAAUUUCUCAACAAUAUCUCGAGUUUUAAACGUGUUUGACAUGUUGACAAGACGAUAGCUUCUCCGGAGGUGGAGAGAUCAUUGGGUGAAACGGGGUUUAUUCAACAUAAUUCUUACAAUCUCUCUUUCUUAAUUUUUCUUUGCCUGAUCCCAGCUAUAAUUCACGUGGCUCUUUUUAACUCACCGAGAUCCAAGCACAGACCAGCGGAAAUAGAAAAAGUUUGGCGAAAACGAGUACAGCAAAAACGAGUCAAAGUAUCACAUGGCCGGUCUUGGAAAAAGCUUCGUUGCCUCAAAACUAGUAAACCUUACCAAAUACUCACACAUGAUAUUAUUUGGCAUAAUAGUAGUUUCCAUUAAUAUCUAUUUUCUAAACUCAUAUUCAACGAUUGAAAAAACCAGAACAGUUAAUGAUGAGCAAAUAGCAAAACACAUUGGCCCAAGGAUUAGGCAUUUGGUUACGAACUCGUUUAACCGGAUAAAAAAGCCUGCAACGUUGGCAAAUCCACCGAAAGUUACAAGGCUUCUUUCCUCUGAGGCAAGGAAACUUCCGCUAGUAAACAGUUCAUGUACUAGAAGAGUUCAAGUAACGCAAGAUGGAGUAGUGGUCUUCAGGUCUAUUCUCAUUAAACCAAAGUUUGGACACGCCAGGGUUCUCGAGGCCCAUUUAGAAUUCCCUAGCGAAGAGGAUGAGUUUUUUGUCUUAGAUAAAGGUUUCUUCACACUUUAUUGCCGUGGGAAUAUUGUCGAGAUCGAAAGGCAGUUACUAUUUGCAGACAAGGACAACACCUUGAUGAAAUGGAAGGCGGCCAUGGACGUUGCAAGUCCUUCGCAAUAUUUGCAAAUUGGAGGGCGGCAAUCAUUUAAAGAUGGGCAUUACUUUGCGAUCCAAAGGAUUGAAUUUGCCAAUGUUUAUUGGACUAUCAUUGAUCUGUUGGAUAUUUUCAUCUCGUCACAAAGUUUGGGUAUACGACCUGAAAAUUUGAACAUCAUUCUCAUCGACGCUCAUCCAAAGUCCUCGCUGGACCCUUUCUGGACUGUGUUGUUCCAAAGGCUAAUAAAACUAAAUGAUAAACAUUUUUUUACAAACUCAAAUGGCGUUGUGUUCGAAAAUCUUAUUUGGAGAUAUUCACGCGAGAAGUGUCCUUUAUUAGACAUCAACCUAAAGUCUUCAAGACAUGUCCAACCAUUUAGGUCUUUUGUAUUAGGGCAGUUUGGAAUCUCAACGAGUAGACAUUUGCGAAAUUGUAGUCAGAAAAAGUUGAAUGUGUUAAUCAUCUUGAGGAGAGACUACAAGAGUCAUCCUCGGAAUUUGGCCGGAGUUAUAGACAGAAAAAUUGCCAAUGAGGCAGAAGUUUUACGAGAAAUUAAGACCAGCUUCAUUCAUGCAAACAUUACUGCUGCUCAGAUAGAUCUAUGGCCACUAAAAGCACAGUUGGAAACAAUUGCCAAUACAGACAUAUUAUUUGGAAUGCAUGGUGCGGCUCAUGCAUUCUCUAUUUUCAUGGAACCAGGCGGAGCAGUAGUAGAGAUGUUUAAUGAUGAUUUACAAUCAGCUAACUGGCACAUGAGGAAAAUAGCAACUCUUUCAGAUCAUUCCUACAUCAAUUGGGCAAACAGUAAUCGUAGAGCGGUAAAUAAAGUUACAAAGUCGACUAAAAUUCCCAAGGGGGUAUCAUCGAGUCUCCUAGAAAAGGCAGUUGAAAGCAUUUGCUCUGAAAGGUCCAAAUUCCCAACUUUAAGGUCGUGAUGUCCAAGGUUCAUGAUUGGCGCUUGUAACUGUCUGCCUCAUCUGCCUUCGUGUGUGGCUAUCUUAAAAUGUAUAUACGUAUCACACACAUCAGGAGUUUACGACUUAAAUGUUAUUCUUGGCAAGCGUUAAUUUACUAUCCAAACUGUCAUUAGUUAUUAUUGUAAAUAAAAGCUUCUAGAAAUUUCCAGACUGCUGGACAGAACAUUU